Larimichthys crocea (large yellow croaker) is the source of this 3335-nucleotide messenger RNA. RefSeq names its product KH homology domain-containing protein 4. Gene Ontology annotation, molecular function: RNA binding. The record is from RefSeq and is a predicted model, not a curated record. The coding region runs from base 178 to 1950 and encodes 590 amino acids. The transcript is spliced from 14 exons. Gene Ontology annotation, cellular component: nucleus. NCBI's taxonomy places the organism in Eukaryota, Metazoa, Chordata, Actinopteri, Sciaenidae.
CAGUUUAACUUCCGCCAAGUCGUCGGAAGAAGUCGCCGGCGCCAGAGAGCGAGAGGCGGGCAGAGAGCGAGGCAGAGAGCGGGGGAGCAGAUCCAUGGCUACCGUCGAGCAGCGUCAACUAUAUUAGAAACUUGUUUUAUUUUAUUUUUUUUACUGCAGAUUUAGUGGAGUGGUGCUAUGUCUUCUUCGGGAAUGACGGGACAAACGCCGUGCCUAACCAGCCGAUGGGAUCAGCCCGCUCAGCCUAAACAGAGUGUAGAUGUGAGGCAGCAGAGGAGUAGUAGUAGUGAAAAUGCAGGCCACGCCGUCUCUUUAUCAGGGGGAGGCGGCGGCGCUCCUGGUUCAGACAGCACAGCGGAGUCUCAGCCACCACAAACAGGAGAAAAGCCACCGCCUCAGGGAGGAGUCGAGAUGGCCGCAGCCAUGGCUGCCAAAAUAAACGCCAUGUUAAUGGCGAAAGGAAAGCUGCUGACUCCUCCGCCGUUACUUGCAAAGACCCCUCCAAGUGUGCCUGUGCCAGCGGCUACAGAAGAUAUGGUGGUCACAGAGGUGGAUAUAAAUGAUGUGCCGCUAAAUUGCAGGGACCUUCUUACUAAAGGCAAGACACAGGAGGAGAUCCGACAGUUUAGUGGAGCAGUCGUCUCGACUAAAGGUCAUUUCAUGACCGAAGCUGAAAAGGGAAAAGCAGGACAAAGACCUUUGUAUUUGCACGUCCAGGGAAAGAAUCAAGACCAAGUCAAUAAGGCCGUCUUGAGGAUAAAGGAGAUCAUCUCAGAAGACCUGCUGAGGGCCUCAGCAGCAUCAGGCCAACAGGUGCCUGUAAUGCCUCCUCUCACACUCUACCCUCAGCCUCCUCGUCCCAGCAUUACCCCACCUGUGCCACGGAUGCCCAACACCAACUCAGUGCCAGGCCAGGGACAUCGGCCUGCAGCUCCUCAUUCAGGGAGUUUUGUGCACACAAAGAUUUUUGUGGGUCUGGACCAGGCGUUGCCCUCAUUCAACGUGAACGAAAAGGUUGAGGGUCCAGGAGGUUCGUACCUGAGUCACAUCCAGACAGAGACGGGGGCUCGAGUCUUUCUCAGGGGAAAAAGUUCUGGUUACAUCGAACAAGCAUCGAAACGGGAGUCCUUUGAGCCUCUUUAUGUCUACAUCAGCCACCCAAAUGCAGCUGGGCUGGAGGCAGCGAAGAGACUCACUGAGAGUCUGCUGGAAACUGUGAGAGCCGAGCAUGCCCGCAUGGUGUCGAUGUACACAGCCACAGGCUCAACACAACCAUACCCAGCACAUGGAUUUCCACCUAAUAGCAAUUACUCUAGCCAGGGGUCCUGGUAUAACUACACAGCAAAUGGGUAUGCUGGCGGAUAUUCAGCGUACCCAGGAGCCAGUGGUUAUUGGAGUAAUGCAAAUGGUCCCCCAAGUCAUUCUAACAUGUCGACAAACCCUCCAUCUUCUCAGGCAAUGGUUCAGUAUCCGGUGUGUCCUAGAAAACCGCAUCCCUAUCUCGUCCAGGAUCCCGGCAGCAGUGACCCGGUGGAGCCUGAAGGAUCUUUAAACACCCCUGCUGACUCAGGAAGUCCCAAGCGUCAUUUCCAGGAGGGGGCUAAGGAAGAGCAGCCUACCAGCAACUCUCCAGAGGGCCCUGCUCAUCAGGAGCCUGAGCUUCCCGCUUCCAGUGUUGUAGAGGAGAAAGUAGUAGAAAGGAUCCUGAUGCCUCCUCCACCACCUCCCUUUGUGGCUCCUGCCCCUGUUGCACGUAAAAGGCCUAGAGACGUGGUGACAGAAGAGCCAACCAGUCUGCCCAUCAGCGCCGCGUCAACGGGUGUUCAGGAGGAGGUGUGCGAGAAGAAGUCUAAAGUGGACGAAGACUCAUCAGGGCUAGUGCCCUAUGGAGGAGACUCCUCUGACGAAGAGGAGGAAAGGACACACAGCAGUAAGACCGAUAACUCAUAACCCCUGCCCUGCCCCGUUCCCACUGCCCAGGAUACCCACAGACCCCAAAGUCUACAUCCAGUAUAUCGAUACAGUUCUCAAACCCCAUAAAAGGAAAAAUCCACCUUGCAUUAUCAACACACUGUUCUAGAACAAUACCAGCGUUUCGCUACAAAGAAAGGAGCUGAACGUUUUCUGAAUAAAAUCCUUUUGACAUUUUUCCUCUUACAUUCAAGCAGACAUAGUUUUCCAUUCAUCUCCGUCAGCACUUUACACACCAAGUUCUUGUACUGCUUUGUGGACAAGUGCCCAGCUUUAUUUAGGGUACAUUCAGACAGGAUACGGCACUGUGGUGAAAAUGCAGGUUUUUCCAUUUAUUCGUUUAUUAUGCCGCGGUGUAGGCAGCAUGGGUGUCCACCAAAGAACGCAGCAACCUCCUGUGAAGAAGUUGUGCUUGAUCCAGCACGCUGUGGCUGCCAAUCGGACAGUCAGACCAGUCAAACCCUCCUCAGCCUGAAAUGUCUCUGAAAGCUUUGUUUAUUUCGUGUACCCAGCUUCUAAAUCUGAGCCUGGCUCAUAUUUUACAUUGUAAAAUGGUAACACAAGGAAUUUUAAUAAUAAUUUAAGACAUAGAGGGUGAAUGAGAGGAGUGUCUGCAUCGAUUUUAAAGCUGGUUAAUCAGGCUGAAGGUGCAAAAACAGUGGUAUAGUUUUUCAUUCACCACUUACUGAUGCUUUCCUGGCAGGAGGGUUUUUAUUUUUAUGUCCUUUUGCUUUGUGUACUUGUGUUUCAGUUGUCCCAGAACAUAUUUCUACAACCCCUCACACGACGGGUGUGAACUGUCAAAGGUGGCCAUAUUUGAAUUUAUGCUCACCUAUAAAACUUAUGUAAAUAUAGACAACCUGCCAACUAACUUAAAGUGGAUCAGAUCUUGUGGCUACAAAUCAUUAGAGAUUUUAGUAUCAGUAACAGUGUUUUCUCCCUUGUUUAUUGCCGUCUUGAUAGAAACCUUUUAUUUUCUUUCUUAUUCUAAUGGCCCGACUCUGAACCAUGCACUUGCAAAUGCCUUAGAUGGCAGAAACAAUUUCUAUAUGAACUCCACUAUAAAACAAAACGGCCUCUUAACAGUGUGGAAAUAUUCAGGGUGGAUUUUUUUUCCUUUUUUAGGAUGUGAAUACAAUUGUAUAAUAACUCCAAGUGGAUUUUCUUAAAACAUUUUUAUUUCAUUUUUCAAAGCAUCUUUUGUUAAAAACAAGCCCCAUAUUUCCUCUUAAUUUAAACACUUGGUCUGCUGCAGUUGCUGAUGGUAUAAAUACAUAUUGUAAAAUUCAGUGAAACUUUUUCUUAUCUUGGAAAAUGGUGUAUGCCUGUUCCCAUGGAAUACUAUAAUAAAAACGACUGAAAAA